This is a messenger RNA of Ahaetulla prasina, 5151 nucleotides long. It is a transcript of the gene TFRC, whose product is annotated as transferrin receptor. The transcript has 17 exons. Lineage: Eukaryota; Metazoa; Chordata; Lepidosauria; Squamata; Colubridae. The coding region runs from base 78 to 2273 and encodes 731 amino acids. The record is from RefSeq and is a predicted model, not a curated record. Gene Ontology annotation, biological process: iron ion transport; intracellular iron ion homeostasis. Gene Ontology annotation, cellular component: external side of plasma membrane.
AGUUCGGAGCAGAGCCCCUCUCCUAUACUCGCUUCAGUUUGGCCCGACAGCCGGAUGGAGACAGCAGCCGGGUGGAAAUGAAACUCUCGGCCGAGGAAGAGGAAGGAGGGGAAAACGGCAUGAUCGACCAUCUGCCCCCCCGGAAAGUCAAAGCCAGGAGCCAUCGGAACCUCUGCUGUGUGUGUGGCGGGGCGGCCCUGCUUUUCCUAAUAGGAUUUUUGUUUGGCUACAUAAGUUUCCGUGCCCGGAUGCCACCAGCGGCAAAGUGUAACAAUGGUGCAGUGUCAUCGAAUGACGGGGCCUUGUAUACAGCUGGAUACUUUGAAACCAACAACCCGCCAUCCGAGCCAGUGCUCUAUUGGGGAGACCUGAAGAAAUCAUUGGGCAGUCGGCUAACCACGGCCAGCUUCGAAGAGACGAUCCGGAAAGUGUCCUCUGAGAAUCACGAAGCCGGCAGUAUACGGGACGAGUUUCUGGCCAAUGACAUCCACAAACAGUUUGAGUCUUACAACUUGGACAAAGUCUGGGAUGAUGAGCAUUAUGUCCGCCUCACAGCCAGGUCUUCAAAUGUAAUUUCUUUGGAAGAUAAUAAAAACACACUUGUGGAGGAACCCACUGCGUUCGUAGCCUACAGUGAAAACGGCGAGGUUUCGGGCAAACCGGUUUUCGCCAAUUACGGCCGUAAAGAUGAUUUCAAAGUCCUUCCAGACAAAGGUAUCGUCCUGAAUGGCACAGUGGUUAUUGUGCGAGCUGGCAGUAUUACUUUUGCCGAGAAGGUUGCCAAUGCCAAAGCUUGGGGCGCUAAAGGAGUGUUGAUCUAUCCGGAUCCUGCCGACUACAGGAACCUUGGACAAACUGUGGCUCUGUUUGGACACGCUCAUCUUGGUACCGGCGACCCUUACACACCUGGGUUCCCUUCUUUCAACCACACUCAGUUCCCCCCCGUCCAGUCUUCGGCUCUCCCCGGCAUCCCCGUCGCAAGUAUUUCGAGCUCGGCCGCACGAAAAUUAGCCAGUGUUCUGGACGGGCCAGACUGUCCCACCACCUGGCAAUACACCCUCUUCCGCAAGUGUGCCACCUCUAUGCCCGGAACGAACGUGAGGCUCAAUGUGAACAACCAACUGGUAGAGAAGAAAAUCCUGAACAUCUUCGGCGUGAUUAAAGGUUUUGUGGAACCAGAUCGGUAUGUCGUGAUCGGAGCUCAGCGUGAUGCCUGGGGAGAUGGAACAGUGAAAUCUGCAGUCGGGACGGCCGUGUUGCUGGAGCUGGCCCACACAAUCUCCGCGAUGGUCAAAACUGAUGGCUACAAACCUCACAGGAGCAUCAUCUUUGCCAGCUGGAGCGCAGGCGAAUUCGGAGCCGUCGGUGCCACGGAAUGGCUAGAGGGCUAUGCCGCCUCUCUGCACUUGAAAGCGUUCGCUUACAUCAAUCUGGAUGCCGCUGUUUCAGGAUCCAAGGAAUUCCGGUUCUCUUCCAGCCCCUUGUUGAAAAAGCUCCUGGAGGAAGCAGUCACAGAUGUCUCCUUUUCGUCACUCAAUCUUCGUGCCGCUUUUGCAAGCAAAGAAGUUCCAUUUCGGUUUGAUGACGCUGCGAGAACAUUCAUCGCCUCUUCCGGGAUACCCGCCAUCUCCUUCAGCAUCAACAACGGUGGAGACUCCUACCCCUACCCCUAUUUCGGCACAGCGGAGGACAAUCCAGGCAACUUGCUCGCGGCCUUUAGCAACAGCGUCUCCCUGAUGGAAAAGACGAUUCGGUUGGCUGCCGAAAUAGCCGGCCGGAUGGCCCUCAGGUUGACCCACGAUCGGGAACUCUAUCUGGAUUACAAGAGCUACAACAGCCGGCUGCAGAAUUUUGUCACGAGCCUGCUCCCUUACCAGAAGGAAAUGAAGAAACGGGGUUUGGAGAUCCAGUGGCUCUUCGAGGCCCGCGGAGAUUUUACUCGCGCAACCACUGCGCUGACCCGGGAUGUGAAAAACACCGACCUCGACGACAGGGCUACGUCCCGUCUCCUGAAUGACCGGCUGAUGAAAGUGGAGUACCAGUUCCUCUCCCCAUACGUCUCCCCCAAGGAUACGCCUUUCCGCCACAUCUUCCUGGGCUCCGGAUCCCACACCACCCAGGCCCUGCUGGAACACAUCAGCCUGCUCAGGACCAACGCGAGCAUUUUCGACGAAGACCUCUUCAAGAACCAGCUGGCGCUCUUGACGUGGACCAUCCAAGGAGCAGCAAACGCCCUCAGCGGCGACAUUUGGGACAUCAAUAACGAGCUCUGAAAACCUUGAUCCCUACUCUUCCAAAAGACCCCCACACAAAACACACACACAGAGCUCUUCCCCCAACCCGUUGCACAGUUACACCUUUCCCUUUAGCUUUUCAGCCGAAUUUUUUAGAGGCCCCCAAAGUCGAGAAAGGAGGGGGAGAGAUUUUAGAUGGCAAUUGAGCCCCCUUAGCAAUCUGAAGGAAUUUCUGUUUUUUCGAGUAAUCGAACUCUGGCGCCCGGCUGGAUAGAAAGUCUGUAAGCCGACCACGUUCCAGUUGGCAUCAAACUCCUCCCGCAUAAGCGAAAAGGCUUAAAUUGGUAUCCCUCUACUGCUCGGGAAGGCGGGAAGCGAAUUCGAGUCCUCCCACACAUUAUUAAGAGCCUUUGUAUCCACUCUGGAACGUGGUGGAGCCUUCUGCCUUCUGUCCGGUUCCCCUCCGGCCGCUUACUCGGGAAAUGAGAUAAAUGGGAUGGGUCUGGCGGACACGAUUUAGGAAUUAGCAACGGGAAGCCCUUUUCGGGGAGAGCCCGGGUUUUGUCUUUGUCUUCUUGCGUUGUGACCUACCGGGAAAACAACGAGCACCUUUCCGUCGGUCGCACCGGGGAGGAGGGUGAGUUCACCUGGACUCUUGGUCCCGAGAUAUAUUUAUUAGUUAUUUAUUUAUCAGUGACAGUGUUCACUAUAAAUGCUAUUUGUGUUCUACUGAAUAUAAUUAUCGGAAGCAGUGACUUCCAUAAUUAUGACAGUUAUACUGUCGUUUUUUUGAUAUAAGUAAUAAAAGCAGCAUCUGCUAACCGUGAGGAGAACUGGAGAUUCGAGGCCCUCGAGCCUUCAUUGGCCUGCAGGAAUGGCGGUGAACAUCUGGGGGAGGGGGGGAAACCCCAAGGUUUUAGAAACAGGGAAGUGAAUUUCCCUCCGCUGCGGCGUUUUAAGAGCUCACCAAGGAGAGGGUCUGCGGUUGCUGCCUCUUCUGGCAGAAAACACCCUGGCGCCCUCCAGAUGUGCUGGAUUGCGCCCCAGGAUUUGAGCAGCUGUGCCUGCUUUAAAUUCUGGCCGUCGGCAGGUUUGGAGGGUGGCCCGUUUGACCACCCACGCUGGCCUCGAUCCCUCUGGAUCAGGGAUCUCCAACCUGAGCAACUUUUAAAGACUUGUGGACUUCAGCUCCCAGAAUUCCUCAGCCACCCGUGUCUUGUGUCUUUUUCUCUCAUCCCCCAAAGAGGAGAGAUUGCAGAGGAAGGGAUGACAAGAGAGUAAGCUAUGCUGGCUGAGGAAUUCCGGGAGUUGAAGUCUUACAAGUCUUAAAAGUUGCCAAGGUUGGAGACCCCCCUGCUCUGGAUUGGUACUUUGCUUGACAGACCCAGGGGGGAUCUUGUCCACAUUCCCUAGAUUUCUGCCUAUCCAGAAGUGGCCAGCAAUUGCAGACCCCCUCCCCACGUGGGCUUCGACCUAGCCGUCCCCCGCCUUUGCUGGCGAGGGCUAAGCGGAAGGGAGCUGGCUGCAGGCUUUCGUACCCAUCUCUGGGCCGUUGCCGAACAGCCGCCAGUCCUGCAGAGCAAACUCCAGUCCUGCACAGUGACGGUGAAUCUCAUUAUCGGGGGCAGGGUCUCCCAUAAUGUCCAAGAACAAGGUAGCUUUUGCCUACCAGAGUGUUAUAUCGGAGGCAGUGACCUCCAUAUGUUGCACUGAAGGGUGUCUUUAUAAUUAUCGGGGACAGUGUUCCCCAUAAUUUUUAUUAUCUAAAUGCUCGUCGCCUGCAGAGCAUGGUCGUUAGUAUCUAACAUGAAUUAUUUGAAGCCUGGUACGAUUGUCUCUUUCUGUCUCAAGGGCUGGCUGGGCGAGAACCUGUGGUGGGUGGGCAUCAUCACCCCAACUCUGGCUUGGCCAGGUUUGCCCUCCUUACCCAGCGGCCAACAGAUGCCACCCCCCCACCCAGCUCAGUUUCUCUCGCUCGGCCACCUCCUUGCCCUAAGGAAGCAGAAUUAGCCACCUUUCCUCUCUCGACCAGGAAUCCUGGCUUGUUCUCCAAAACAGCUCGAGGCACGCAGGAAUGAUAGCUAAGAGCCACGUGUGUUUCUUAAAAGGCAUGGACUUUCUCUUUAAAAUCUUCAUCCUCCUCUUUCUUUCUCUCUCUUGUUUGAAAAGCUUUUAAUGAUUUCCUGGGAUGAAUGUAUGUAUGGGAAUCGCUUGUGAUAAGACGAAUCUUCUGGGUAAGUCAGAAACGGGCCAGGAAAAACCUGGAAAGCCCAGUAACAGAUGUUCUUGGUUGUUUUUCUCUCUCGCACAUCUCUAGCCAAAACAUCUGCGGUGUAAACUGUAAAGAACCUUUUAAGGUGAACGGAAAUUUUACUCGCCCCUGGCUUUCCAAAACGCCGAGCCUGCUUGCGUUUUCUGCUUCGGAGGGCCAAACCAUAAAAGUGGAAUUCGUACACGGAAAACGUGACUUUUGAGAUACGAGAAUUCCCAGGCCUGCUUGCUAUAAAAAUACCUUGGUGGGAUUCAUUUCCAACCAAAGGCUGUUGCGUUUCACACCCGUUUUUGUUCAGGUGAAAAAAAAAGAGUUUGCUUAGUCAACCUUCCCGCGCGAGUUUCUCUUCCCUGUUGUUUCAUACAGCAGAGGCACUUCUUGUGUAUAUUGUUUCCGUAGCGCUGCAUGCAUCCAGGGCGCGUUAAAAGCAGUAGAUGUAGUUGUGAGGUGGGAAAAAAAAAAAAAAUUCCACACGGGCCCAGGCACCACGUUGUUAUCGAGGAAGUGUCGGUGUUUCAUCUUGAUAAGCUGCAACUGUUUUUCUCUCUCGAGUUAAGAGACCACUGUCUUGAUGCAAUCGCUGUUUGAAAAAUGCAAAACCUUGACUUGCUCCUUCAUUAAAAGGAAAAGACAAAAAAACCCAAA